CACACACCACCCUCUUCUUACGCUCACACGCGAAAACUACAACCCCCCCCCCCAACGCCCUCCCUCCUCCCCUUCCAUCACCGCCCGAAGGCACGCGGGACCGACCCCCUUUCCCCUAAUCUCGCUGACCGUAAGCUCCAACGAAACCUUUUACAUUAAACACGGCGUGAAAUACCAACGGGACGAGUAAACAACACGCGCGGAGACAACGACUUUAAAAUUUAAAUCCCACCCACCCACAAACAAACAAGUGCACACACACACGCACACACACCAGCUCAUCCCGCUGGAACUCGCGCUGUGUGGAGUCGAAGCCCGCCUGGCGUGUAGGCCCUGUGGGAUGAGGGCCCGCCUCUCCCGGCGGCACACAGCCGCGCGGGUCUUUGGGGUGGAGUUGGUCUCCCUGCUGCAGUCCGGGGAAGAUCAGGUGCCGCAGGUGGUCCGCAUGUGCACGGCGUUUGUGGAGAGGCACGGCCUAGUGGAUGGCAUCUACCGCCUGUCGGGCGUAGCCAGCAACACCAAGCGUCUGAGGGAGGAGUUUGAUGCCGGCCGCGUGCCGGACCUGACCCGGAGUGUGUACAUGCGCGACGUGCACUGCGUGAGCUCCCUCUGUAAGCAGUUCUUCCGCGACCUGCCCGAGCCCCUGCUCACCUACCACCUCUUCCACCUCUUCGAUGAGGCUGUUCGUGCUCCCUCAGUUGAGGAGAGGCUCCAGAAGAUCCAUCACGCCAUCCACCAGCUACCGCUACCUCACUACAACACGCUGGAGUUUCUCAUCAGCCACCUGAGUCACAUGGCAUCUCACAGCGCACAGACCAACAUGCACGCGCAGAACCUCGCCAUCGUGUGGGCCCCUAACCUCCUGCGCUCACGUGGCACGGAGGGGGUACCGGUUGGCGGUGCCGCUUUCCUGGAGGUGCGGGUUCAGUCCGUGGUCGUGGAGACACUGCUCAGCCACCGGCAACGCCUCUUCUGCAACGUCUUCCAGCCCAGCGCCUCUCGGCCGCACAGUGAUGGACUUUCCACCCAGAACAGCUCUGCAGCUGAAGAGGCUGCGCUGCCUCCCCCGUUGGAGGGAGAGGUGGCGUCGCGUUCCGCCCUGCGCCUCGUGUCGCUGGAGGAAGCGCAGCGAGCGGCGUCACGCUCCCACGGAGCCCUUCCCGAGGACCUGCGGACUCCGCCAACACUCAGGCGCAAGCUCCACCACCACCACCAUCACCACCAGCACCACCAGGAAAACCAAGAGCAGGAACAGCAGCAUCAGGAUCAUCGCCUGCAGCAGGACCAAGCAGAGAAUGACCAUCUCCAUCACAUUAAUAUCCAUCAGCGGGCGGACUCGGUGGGCUCGAGAAUGGCGUGUGUCAGCGAUGACUACCAGCUCGACAAGGAGACAAAGCGUAGGAAGGGAGGGCUUCUCUCCUUCUUCAACCGCUACACGCAGAGUAGCCGAAGAAGACGCAAGAACUCCAACGCCUCGGAUUCCGUGCAGCUCCGAGGCUACCAUGGGGAACGCGAGGUGAAGCAACAGCAUCGACUAUCACAGAGCACAGCUAACCUCCUAGAGGCACAUGAUCUAACACAGCAUCACCCCAGCCGCAGGCUGACCAGAUCCAACAGCAUUGGCACCCUCAGCAAUUCAGGGUCCACGGUCACUGAGAGCCUGAAAGAAGUAGAUGCAGAAUCGGAAGAGGUCAAAGAGCCAAAUUUUACUCUACGGAAUGUCAAGGAUGGACCCAAAGAUGAUUCCACCAACCUGCAUUCUUCACUCCGACACACUGGUCCAGGUCAGACAUCUGAGAAGUCCAACGAGACACAGGCAGCUCCGUCAGAGCCUCCCCUCGAGGCCAUAACUGAUGCCCCCUGCUGUGAAGAUGUGAGCAUGAAAACAUUGAUUACUUCAACUCAACCUACCGAGCAGGACCUCAAUUUGGGGGACUCUGAACCACUGGUCUUGGAGGUUCCCAAAGAUGAGCCCUGCAUGGACAACUCCGUAGUAAACGGGGAGCAGAGACCAGCGACUGGCACGAACUUAUUGGCCAGCACCGCCACAGAGACAGCCGUGGCCAAUGUGGAAAUUGUGGGAGAGGCUGCAAAAAAAGGGACAACCAAUAGUAAUGAUUCAAAACCACGGGUGUACGCAGAUGGUAAGAAAACAGAGUUUGAUCAACCAAAUGGGUGCAACAUUAUUUCCAGAAAUCCAUCUGCUUGUGAUGAUAAUGAUGAUAAUGAUGAUGACGAUUGUGAGUUGGUCUCAGCUCAGAUAGGGACAGGUGAUCAUGUGAAGCGUGCAUCGACGUCAGCAGACUCUGCUGAGAAGGGCAGCAGUGAAGUAACAUGCGUGGCCACGGUCCAAAACCUCGGUUCAGAUUCUGCCUCCACUGACACGGCCGCGCCGGCAAUCUUGGCACUUUCAUCACAAGAGCCUCUCGUCUCCACAUCUCGUGGCACCGCCGCCGCAGAUGAGGAAGGUGACGCCGCCACGCAAGGAGGUCGAGAGGGAGGCUCCACCACACCUCUCGGCAGUCCAGCAGCCACCCUGGGAUGCGUAAGCGCAAGCGGGACCGAGGCGUGUGAUGAGGAACCGACGAAUGGCAGCGGGGAUGAAAGCUGUGACUUGGAGACAGAUGGUGGUGUACCUGAAUCUCUAACGGCGCAAAACGACGUAGACCUGGCGCAGGCUCCUAAAACAACUACAGGUGCGUUGGCAACACCUGAAACAACAACGUGCAUCUCCGCUGAAGCACGUUGUGGUGUACCUGAGACUGGGAUAGUAAACGUAGACUCGUCUGCGUCAGAAGAGUUAUCAAACGCUUCCAGAUCUCGUGAGUCAUCUAGAGAUGCAUCUGCAGCUACUGUGUCAGCUAAAGAAACUAUAGACACAUGUGGUUCUCCUGAAACAAACACAGAUAUGUCAGUAGACACAUUGCCAUCUCAAGAAGUAAGCGGAAGUAUGUCACCACCUCAUGAAGCAAAUUCAGAUAUGUCAUCUGCUGAAACAGCUAUUGAGAUAGUGGCAUGUUGUGAGUCAGACAUACACCCAUCACCUUAUUCUGAAGUGAUUAUAAACACAUUACCUUUUGAUGCAUCCACACUCAAAACUGUAUCUACUGAGUUAAUUAACAACACAUCUACAGGUGCGUAUACAGACAAAAAUGCUGAGGCACCUAGAGAAGCAUCUCCUGAAGCGCCUUCAGACAUUUCUUCUGAAGCAUCUACAGACACGUUUGCUGAAGCUCCUACAGACACAUCUGCUGAAGCACUUACAGACACUGUCAGAUCUCCUGCAGCACUUUCAGACACUUCUGCUGAAGCAUCUACAGACACAUCUGCUGAAGCUCCUACAGACACAUCUGCUGAAGAUCCUACAGACACAUCUGCUGAAGCACUUACAGACACAGUCAGAUCUCCUGCAGCACCUUCAGACACUUCUGCUGAAGCAUCUACAGACACAUCUGCUGAAGCUCCUACAGACACGUCUGCUGAAGCACCUAUAGACACAUCUGCUGAAGCAUCUACAGACACAUCUGCUGAAGCACCUACAGACACAUCUGCUGAAGCACCUACAGACACAUCUGCUGAAGCCUUUACAGACACAUCUGCUGAAGCUGCUACAGACACAUCUGCUGAAGCUCCUACAGACACGUCUGCUGAAGCACCUACCGACACAUCUACUGAAACACCUACAGACACAUCUGCUGAAGCAUCUACAGACACAUCUGCUGAAGCUCCUACAGACACAUCUGCUGAAGCUCCUACAGACACAUCUACUGAAACACCUACAGACACAUCUGCUGAAGCACCUAAAGUCACAGUCAGAUCUCCUGAAGCACCUUCAGACACAUCUGCUGAAGCUUCUACAGACACAUCUGCUGAAGCUCCUGCAGACACAUCUGCUGAAGCUCCUACAGACACAUCUGCUCAAAAACCUUCAGACACAUCUGCUGAAUCACCUUCUGGCACGUCUGCUGGAAAACCUUUAGACACAUCUGCUGAAUUACCUUCUGACAUGCCUACUGACGCACCUCAACACGCAUCUUUUGUCACAGACAUGGACUUGUCCACAUCAAGUGACGAUACUGUAGACACCUCAGUCAAUGGUGAAAGUGUUCUAAAUGUGUGCAUGUCAACGGAGACCAUGCCCAUCUCCAAAGUGUCCCCACGACAACGUAAUGCACACCACUUUAAGCCAGCAGAUGAGCAGUGUGCGGAUCCAUUACCAACAGCAGCAGAUGAGGUUGAGGUCAAUCUAGCAAAUACGGACACUUCACACAUUGAGGAGGCCAGAAUAUUGAACUUUGGAUAUCCCGCAGUAGAUCUGGAACUCUCCGAAUCAGAUGAAGCACUUUUAACCACAACCACAAACAUCUUACUGGACAUUCCCAUUGAUUUAAAGAUAGCAGAAGACAUGGCAUCCCCUGGACAAAGGCCACUGCCCAGAUACGGGAUCAAAGCGAGUCCAAGAUCCCCUGCUAAAACCAUCCAGCAAGGAUCUUUUUAUCACAAAUAUAGCCAAGCGCUGGAUCUCAUUAGCAACCGCACAGAGUCCAACGUGGACACAGAUCCACCUUGUGUUCUGAAGCAUUCCGCUCUGCAGGAAGAGGGUACACGAGGAAUGGAGCGGAGAAGAAAAGGCUCGGCGAUGGACUCCGAUUCAGAAAACAACUGCGCAGGGGAACCCAGAACUCCUGGGCUGAAGGGUAAUGGGCAAUUAAGCCCGGAGAAUAGAGGGCCCGGCGAGCCCCUGGGGACGGACGGUGUAGCCCUGCAACCAGCAGACACAGAGGUGGUUCGCACCUGGGUCGAGGUUCGGCUCAGUAAAGCUUUCCCAGUGGUCCGCUUGAAGCCACAGUUCACCAGCCAACUGGGCAGCGGAUAAGUUUGCUUCCUGUAUCGUUCAUGAAAGUGUGGAUAAUGGGAAACCACGUGAGCCUGCUGUGGGAUUCAGUCUUUGGUCACAGGGCGAGGGUGAUUUCCCGUGCAUGCAGGUGAAUUUUCUCAGGCAUGGAGUGACUCGUCGGAUUAUUAGUAGCGCUGAACAUUUUAUCGAUUCGUGAACAGUGGUACUUAAGCUCAUAUAGAACGUUGAUCGCCCGUGUAGGAAUCAACGAUUUUGACACAUACAUGUUACAGUAUAUGCAACGGGGGUCACGUGACCCCUGGAGCCACUAGAGGUCGCUACAUUAACCGUAAAAAAAAUGUUUUGUUAAUAAUCAAACCCAAUUGCGACCGUAAUUGUGACAUUUCAUCGAAUUGCAAUCAGGUGACUUUGUGACAUCCAUAAUGAUGGGUUCAAGAUAUAACACAAGCGCAAGCAACGUCCAGCGGUUCGCAAUGUCGUCUCGCAACCAGAAGGGAAGCCAUCAACGUGCAGCUGUCACGAUUCGUACAUGAGGCAGUCGCGUGACAAUGCACAUUAUACAAAGCGCUAUUUCUGCAUGUAUGUAUUAUGUACAUGCACAGUACACGCAGUUGCAAUGCACACGAAGUGCUUGUACACGGCACGUGUACCACGUUGGCUUAAAUCGUCAGCACUUGCUAACAGCACUUUGUCUAUAGUGGUGAAGAUUUGUGCUGGAUAAUCGGGGAUUGUUAUUCCCAUGUGUUUGUUUGUAUAGAGGGCGGUCCGUUAUAAUAUUUCAUGAACCAAACUAUGUCGUUUGCAAUACUUGCGGUACUGAACAAAACACAUUUUUGAUUGAGAAUUUUUUUUGCUAAUUUUGUUUUUUUUUGUUUAUAAAUAUGCUCAUUUUCCACUCGUUAAUUUUCAUUGCAGUAAAAAAAGUGCCUUUUCCGAAAUACUGCCUUUAACAUUGAGUUUGUUAUAUCAUCGCGUUGUUAUACAUAACAGCGGCAUUCGUUUAUGCAAAUUUCAUCUCACAGAAUGCUGCGCUAUUCUCAAACCCGGAGGCGCAUCGUUUGAGAUGUGUUCAGCCAGUUAGCGGUCAGUGUUUAUCCAUGUUGGAGGUGAAUCCAGAGGUCCCGGUGAGAACUCAAGCGUGCCUUGGGACAAAACUCUUUUCCCAUUCUGAUAGUGUAAGGUGCUGUGGCCACGUUGGCUGAACAGCCCUCUCCUGGCAAGCCAGGGUUAUGGCACUUUGACGCCUACGGAAAGGGGGUGAUUCACAACAUCCUUCCAACCCAACCCUCGCUGCUGCCUCGACAACGGUGGAUUACAGCUCGCGUACAUAGCCACCACCGCCUGGCCACACUCGGUAAACAAUAGUUACAUGUUUCAUAAACUUAAGUGGAGUGAAUAGUAGAGCAGUUAAUUUUGUGUCAAAGCAUUAUUUCCUACUGUAGAAUCUAAACUGGUGUUGAAUUUGGCAGAAUAACACAAAGACAAAAAUUUUAAUAAAUGUUAACACCAAUUUAGAUUUCAUCGUCGUAAAUAAUGCUGUUGAAUACCACAGACGCACCCACGUGCAGGCACAUACGGGCUGUGCACGCAUGACACACUUUAAUGUGCUCGCAUCUGCACGCGCACUGGUACUUCCACAUACGCCCAGUUAAAUUCCCACUUCCAUAUUUCAUACACGCACACACAAGACACCCACGCAACGUUGCACACACACUCGUUUCAACAUGUGCACGGACACACAGCGCUUGAUGACGUAACGCCUCGAUGACGUAACGUCUCGAUUCUCCAGAUUCAAACUACACAAUCUGAUUGUUACCGUACCACACAACAAGGCCGGCAUUAUCAAUGCAAAUACAAUAACAAAUCCGCGCAGUACAUAACAACGUAAUGCACUCCUGUUUGAGCAAUAAAUGAGAGUUGGAAAUGA
Molecule: messenger RNA, 6785 nt
Organism: Petromyzon marinus (sea lamprey)
Lineage: Eukaryota; Metazoa; Chordata; Hyperoartia; Petromyzontiformes; Petromyzontidae
Biological process (GO): small GTPase-mediated signal transduction
Molecular function (GO): GTPase activator activity
Source: RefSeq, a predicted model, not a curated record